Musca domestica (house fly) is the source of this 492-nucleotide messenger RNA. RefSeq lists its product as uncharacterized. The coding region runs from base 1 to 492 and encodes 163 amino acids. The record is from RefSeq and is a predicted model, not a curated record. The transcript is spliced from 2 exons. Lineage: Eukaryota; Metazoa; Arthropoda; Insecta; Diptera; Muscidae.
AUGAUAACCUUCCAGGGAGUUAGAGGCGAGCCACCCAAUUCGAAAUCCACCAAAUUUACGCUUCUCGAUUUCAAAUCCUCGGUGGACUCGGUGUAUGUCAAGGAAUUUCGACGCCUCAAACCUGACGACAACAUUUACAAUUGUGAAAUCGUCAAAGAAGUUCGUGCCCUGUAUGUGGAUGUGAUUAUCAAUCAAUUGAAUCGAAAUCGUGAGGUCUAUCGUCUCAACAACAUGGAGGGCUGUAUAUUUCUUUCGAAUCCUCUGUUUAAUAGGAUUUUUUAUAGUUUCUAUGAAAAUUUAUUGGUGAAUCGUAGCAAUCCCAUGAAGUGCCCGAUUAAGAAGGGUUCGUAUCUCUUUCGCAAUGCCUUCACAAAGAGUGCUUUGCCUCAAAUCCAUCCAAAGGGUAAUUUUACGCUAAAUUUACGUUUGAAGUCGAAUACCCAUGAUGAGAUUAUGUUGGAUUUGCAGUGGCUAUAUCGGAUGGCCAAAUAA